CGUUCAUCGAGUUAGUCGAGCUCAGACAUCAGUCGUGAGCGGUCGUGAUUUUAGCGACGUUCAACAGAAGAGACGAGUAGAAGAGUGCACACUCUUUCGUCACGUUUCCUUCGGUUCAUCGUCGGAUUUACGUUCGUACCGCAAUUCCUUCAAUUACUCUGUCGUCCGCAACGAUUAGCGGACGAGGAGGAACGUCGAGCACAGCUGAUUGUUGGAUUACAGUGAAGUGAUCGAUUUCGAUUCACAGUGCUUUCACGUUGAUCGAAAUUAUUUGACUUGGGGAAGUUUUUCGGAAGUUCUGUGAUACAGAAUAUAAAUCAUGGUGACUGGAGUGGGUGCCACGAUGCCGACGGGUGGUGUCACCGUCGGCGCUACCCCACCCGCGCAACACGUGCCCCAGGAGGCUGGUCAGCCUCCUGCGCAAACCACCCCUACUGCCACAACGACUACAAGAAGAUCUGGCGAAAAUCGACGGAGUAAUAAACCCAUCAUGGAGAAAAGACGUCGAGCCCGUAUUAACAACAGCUUGAACGAUUUAAAAACUCUCGUUUUGGAAUCUAUGAAAAAAGACCCAUCAAGGCACUCGAAGCUCGAGAAGGCUGACAUUUUGGAACUGACCGUGAAGCAUUUAGAGGCCCUACAACGACAGCAAAUCGCUAUGGCUGCCGCAGCAGAUCCGAACACCCUCAACAAAUUCCGCGCCGGUUACACGGAGUGCGCCAGCGAGGUUGGCAAGUUUCCCGGUCUAGAUGCUUCGGUGAAGAGACGUCUGAUGGCCCAUUUGGCUUCAUGCCUGGGUCCAAUCGAUGCCAACAACACCAACAAUCAAACGACGACGACUCAACAGGCUGUCCAACCAGCGCCGCCGACGACGCAAUUGCAAGUGCAUAUUCUACCUCAACUUGACACACCACGUAUUCAAGUCCAGCAAUCAAAUGGCAUUUUCUUUACUAACGCCAAUGGUACGGCCUUGCAUCUAUUACCGACCAGACUACCAAAUGGUGAUAUCGCUUUGGUACUUCCGGCGGGAGCGAAGGCGCCAAUCACGUCGUCGCCGUCUUCGUCUCCGGCGCCAAGCUCACCGUUACCACAUCUGAUCCCGAUUCCUCAAAGGACCGCGAGCACCGCGUCCGCAUCGUCGACGAGUUCAUCCAACAGCUCGACAUCCACAUCAUGCCUUACGCAACAAGAAUCACCGAGGUCUUCCAUUCUGUUUCUUGUACGUAAAACUCUAAGCGGUUUGUAG
Mycetomoellerius zeteki is the source of this 1246-nucleotide messenger RNA. It is a transcript of the gene hry, whose product is annotated as bHLH transcriptional repressor hairy. Gene Ontology annotation, molecular function: protein dimerization activity; DNA binding. Gene Ontology annotation, biological process: regulation of DNA-templated transcription. The record is from RefSeq and is a predicted model, not a curated record. Bases 320 to 1246 code for a protein of 308 amino acids. NCBI's taxonomy places the organism in Eukaryota, Metazoa, Arthropoda, Insecta, Hymenoptera, Formicidae. The transcript has 4 exons.